Messenger RNA from Colletotrichum phormii, 2110 nucleotides. RefSeq lists its product as uncharacterized. The coding region runs from base 213 to 1787 and encodes 524 amino acids. Gene Ontology annotation, biological process: ribosomal small subunit biogenesis. Gene Ontology annotation, cellular component: mitochondrial small ribosomal subunit. The transcript has 3 exons. Lineage: Eukaryota; Fungi; Ascomycota; Sordariomycetes; Glomerellales; Glomerellaceae. The record is from RefSeq and is a predicted model, not a curated record. Gene Ontology annotation, molecular function: structural constituent of ribosome; rRNA binding.
CCCGCCCAAUUCUAAUGCUACCUUACCUUAGGUAAGCUAUCUCCGCACGUGACGACGUGACAGCUCUUACGGCAGGCCAGAAGAAGUACGUACCGGCUACCGGGACAUGCCGUUCCAUCACCAAAAUUUCCGUCUCUGCGUCUCGUGCUCCUGAAGCUGUCGCCAUCCCUCCAGCUCUAAGUCCGCGACCAUUCAGCCCCAAUUAGCCCAACAUGAGAGGUAGAAAGCCAAGGUGGUACAACUUGGUGAAGCCAAAAAUUCGCCAGUCAUGGAAUAAGUACAACCUUUACAACCUCGCCACAUUGAAGUUGAAACGAAACCGUAUCUCGAGAACCUUCUUCCAGCAGAAAUGGACCGCCAAGUCAAUGACCCGUGCCUACCACGGCGCCCAUGUCAAGGAGGCGGAAUGGUCGCGCAACUUCUCCCGCCGCCUCUUCUCCGCCGUCGAUAUGCCGCCUGAGUAUCUCGCCAAGUACGACGGAUCAGAGCACUCGGCCGGCCGCGGUUCCGGUCUGCACGCCGAGCCGGGAUCAGAGGACCGCACGCCCACCGCAUAUAAAUUCUCCAAGCUCGAAUCAGCCAGAGAAGAUCGUUCCAGAGAGGAACGCACGAGAGGGGGUGAACCACAGACCGCGAUGCUUGCCCGUCCCGUCCAGCAAAUGACGCCCUACAUGCAGAUGGCGUUCGCCCCCCUCGAGAGGAGGCUGGACAUCGCCAUCUUCCGCGCCAUGUUCGCCAGCAGUACGCUCCAGGCAAAACAGUUCUGCACACACGGCGCCGUCAAGGUCAACGGCAAAGUUAUGCGCUAUGGUGCCUACAAGCUCAACCCCGGCGAUAUGUUCCAGGUUGAUGUCGAUAAUGUCCUCUUCGCAACCGGCCGGGCCAAGACUCCCAAGCACGCACUCUGGCUCGCCGGUAAAGACUAUGAAUCCCUGAACUCCGGCGACAAGGGCAACAAAGAGGCGAUUGAGGAGGGUGCCUCAGAACAGGAAUCCGGUGACGCAGCACUCGAGGCUCCCGAAGCCGAAGCCGCCGUCGAAGAAGCCGAUGCUGCCGCAGAAAGCGGCGAGGCCGCCGCCGAAGCAGCAGAAGCAGCCGCCGACGGGGAGGAGGGAAGCCAGCUCUCCGAGGCAGACAAGUCCGCCCAGCUCCACAAGCAGCUCAAGUCCCUCGUCCGCUCCGUCAAGACCCUCAUCAACGACGGAACCAACGGCUUCACACCUAGCAAGAAGCGCCAACUCCGCGCCUUCAUGGCCGAGGCCAAGCGCGCCAUUUCCACAUCGGGCCGCGUCACCGACUCCGCCUCGCUCGACCACGUCGGCGUAAUGGACAACCUCACCGCCCUCCUCAAGGACUUCAAGCUCGAGGGCAACAAGGUCGAGGCCGUCGCCUCCCCCGAAGCAGAGGCCAAGGACGACCACUCCAAGCCGACGAGCGCCAAAGAAAAGGCAGAGACCGAGGCCGUCAAGGACCUCAUCACCUCAAAGGACGUCCGCGGCGCGCUCAGCGGCCUCAACAAGGCCGAACAGGCCGCCUUUGCCGACCUUCUCCGCCAGAACGCCGAGAACCCCAUCGACGAGUCCAAGCCCUACUGGACCCCCUGGCAGCCGCGCCGCUACAUGGCGCCCUUUGCCUUUAUCCCGCGCUACCUCGAGGUGAACCAGAACAUCUGCGCCGCCGUCUACCUCCGCCACCCCGUCGCGAGGCGCGGUGUGGCCGAGGUGCCCACUCCCUUCACCUACGAGACGAACCAGUUGGCUUUCAACUGGUACCUGAGGAGGGGUUGAGCGUGUGUGUAGAGAUGUAGGUGUCGUGCCUGGUAGUGGUUGUGGUUGUGGUAGUGGUGCAGCAGAGGAGAUGGCCGCUGGAAGGAUCAGACGGCAGUGUACAACAGGACAUGGAUCCCCAAAACUUGUAGGACUGCAUGUAAAAAGGUGUAGACGUAGUCGUCUAUGUACAUCAUCAAGGGAAGAGAAAUUAAACAUACUAAACAUACUGUGUCGCAAAACCCAUAAUUCUAUGACAAUGUUACCAGCGGUUCUUGUAAGCUGCAGGAACAUCAGCAGUUUGUAGUUUUAACCCACCCCCUCGGAAGGAGCAAAUGAGAGCA